Molecule: messenger RNA, 6245 nt
Organism: Corticium candelabrum
Lineage: Eukaryota; Metazoa; Porifera; Homoscleromorpha; Homosclerophorida; Plakinidae
Product: HEAT repeat-containing protein 1-like
Exons: 44
Coding region: 8-6076 (2022 amino acids)
Biological process (GO): maturation of SSU-rRNA from tricistronic rRNA transcript (SSU-rRNA, 5.8S rRNA, LSU-rRNA); positive regulation of transcription by RNA polymerase I
Cellular component (GO): 90S preribosome; t-UTP complex; small-subunit processome
Molecular function (GO): snoRNA binding
Source: RefSeq, a predicted model, not a curated record
AUGUGAAAUGGUGUCACGUGCGUUGCAGACAGGAGUGUCUAGUGUUAGAACGUUGGUCACCUUUUCUGUUUCGACUGUGAUUGGGGUUGUGGAGUUGAUGGUUAAGAUCAAGGAGGACACAGUGGCUCGUCUGCUGCCGUUUGUGUUGGAGGGUUUGAGGUCGUCGAAUGUCGACUGGAGCUUGGGUGUGAUGAUGGUCGUCUCACAGCUCUGUUAUAAAGCUCAGCUCGAUGGCAAGUUAGCGAUGUCACUAGUGGAAAUUGUGGCCAAGCAUAUGAGAGAGGAAACUGUUGAUGAGUCACUAACUUGUAUUGCUUACAUAUGUCUAAGUCAAUCAAUAAAGAAAUUUUCAAGAAAGGCUGUACGGUAUUUAUGCAGAAAAGACUAUGUAAUGCCUUCACUGCAGAAGGUUGCCUCUAUGUGCCAAGUUGAUUGCUUGUUGGAACUCUUUACAUCUCACUUGAUGGACAUGACUUGUAGUAGCAUAAUGUCUGAAUGUAACGAUAUUGAAGACAAUGAGACGUCAAAGUCUGAACAGAUGUAUUGUACGAUUCUGGUUGAAGUAUUAAAGAAUUUGAGACUGAAGAAGGAUCUGGUUAUUCGUUUUGUAAAAGACUUACUUCAGCAUUAUGUUAGCAUGCGGUGCAAUGUAGAAGGUGAAUCUCUAGCAACUCUGCAUGAUAGGUUGCAAGUAUUGGUAAGAACGCUUGAAACAAGAUACUCGCUAGAGUUUGAUGCUGCUCUUGAAGAGCACUUGAAAGAGCUUGCUAGGGAAGGCCAACAGUUGGUUGAUGUUGAGGAAAUGGUUGGUGAUGAAGACAUUGAAGGACAUUCAAGAGUGACUGGAAUACAGCAACAAUCUGAUUUGAUUCAAGAGCUGCUUUCAAUUGCUUUGUCUGGAUCUCGAUACGCUAUUGUCAGCGAAUUAUCUUCUAGCACUUUGACAGUAAGUCUGCAUCAUCCGAAAGCUGAGGUUCGGCGUUUGGCAGUUCUCCAACUUGAAAAAACAAUUCGUGACGCGGAACAGGAUGCAUCAAUUGAUAUUACGUUUUAUAAAUAUGCUCUCCUAGCAAGGCUACGUGAUGAUCAUGCAGCAGUAGUACAAACGGUUAUAGAUAUGGGACAGCAUCUUGUUGAGGUUGUUGGUUAUGAAGAUUUGUUAGCUUUGUUCAUUUACAUUAUGUCAAGGCAACUGGAAAAGGACAGAUGUAGAGAUAAACUGUGGCAGCAAGUGUGUUUAUCGAUGACUAAGCUCAUUUCUGUGUCUUUGUCGUCAUGUUCGUGCCGAGCUCAACAAGAAGUUCUUAUUGCUGUGCUUCCUCAUAUUCUACUACUGCCAAGGACAUAUAAAUAUGGAAUGAAAAUUGUCGACUUUUUGGCUACCUCAGAGUUUUCACACAAGUUUCCACUGAUUUCUGAUUUGUCUCAGCUAGUGGCAAGUGAUGUUUGGUUGCGUUUGGUUGGAUCGCGACCAUCUCCUGCCUUGCUGGCCCAGUGUAAUGAAAUGUUACUCGGCUGCUUGUCGCAUGGGUGGUGUAAAAUGGAGGAAGAAGAAGGAAUAAAGAUGAUUAAUGUUCUUGCUAGCUACAGACAAGAGUUUCUAGACGCCAGCCCGUUGACUAUUUUGACUUUUGGUUUUAUGGAUUGCUUAUUGUCUUCUGCUGAGAAUAAGCAGUCUCUUCUUAUCUGUGGAAUAGCUGUAGAACUUAUUGAACCGUCUCUUUGUGCUUUGUUAACAUCCAGUCAUGGUGACUCUUCUAAAGUAAAGAGCGAUGACAGGAGUGCUUUGGUGCCUCAACACAUUCCUCAAUCAUUGAGGGAAGCGUUAUUGCCUCUUAUGGUUAAGCAUCAUUCAAGUCAAAUCUACAGAGUCAUCCAACUAUCUGGUCUUCAACUGAGAGUUGCUCAGGCAGUUUGUUGUGGUUUAUGCAUACCUACCAGUGCCGAUGAAAAAAUUUGGUUGAGUGUUCCUGUGACAAGUGCUGCUGAUCAUCAGUACACGCAAGUUUUACUGCGGUUGUUUGAUUUGUUGUUGGAAGGAUCUCAAGCUUGUACAGAUUCGGGUUUGUCGUCUCUGUUUCAAGAGCUUUUUUGUGUUUUUAUGAAGAAUCAGCUUAGUGACACUGGGUCUGCCAUGAGGUUUCUUGCAUUCCUUUGGACAUUUCCUGACUCCAGCUGUCAGUUACAACUUCCGUCAUUUAUUGAUUUUGUGGGUGAAGAACAGACCAAUUCACAACAAUCCGCACAAAGAAAACGACAUCUUGUUAGUUCUAUAACUAAAGCUAGAAGUCUGCUUGUGGCUGCAGAGUACCUACAAAGCAUGGAUAAAGACCUUACAGCUGCUUUGGCUUCAGAUGAUUGUCCAGUGAUUCCUGCCUUCGUUGUUGCUCUAAAUAAUCCAACUCCAGUUGUCAGAGAGCUGGUACUGCGUUGUCUGAAUCUUAUCAAUAGAGCUUGCUCUCAAGUUAACUCACCUUCUGCCUUUCAAAUUCUGACUGGGAUUGUGUGUCAAGCUGCUGCAGAGAUUACCUUUGAUUCUAACUUUGUUUGUCGGCUUCUUGCUGAUUCGCUGUCUACAACACAUAUGAAGAAAAAGAAAGGUCAACGCCAAGAGUUGUUGAAACGAACAUCAAUGCUGAAGUGCCUGAUGCGUUAUGUAACUGACGAUGAGACACCUUUGUAUAUGAGGCAGGCAACACUGGAACUUCUGAAAAAUGUUGAAAGUGUAUUCAAGCUGAAUUGCUCGCUGCCUUUUUUGGAGUGGUUGCUGGAUAAGAGCAGUCACCCUGAUACUCUUUUGCCACUGGAGACAAGCUGUAUGAAGCUCUUGAUUCAACAAUAUCAACCAGCAAUUGUGCAAAUAAUUGGUUCGGAUGAGAAUGGGGCAUGGGCGGUGUUUGAGAAAUGCCUACACGCUACCAGAGGUUUUCCAUCUCCUCAAAUGUUGUGUCUGAAUCAGAUUACUCGAGACUUCUACAAGGCACUGAAAGGCUUUACAACUCAGCAGCACCUUUUUUCCGUUUUGUGUGAUCUUGCUAUUAGUGAUACUAAUACUGUCUCAUUUGCAGUAAAGCAAGUCAUGUCUAGAAUUCAUUUGAAGGCUUCUCAUGUAAUAAAGGAAUUGGAGAAGGUUAAGUUGGGGUCGUCUUCUACAACUCCUAGAAAGAAAGCAAAACAGUUGCAGUCAGGCUUGGAAGGACCAAUGGUGAAGCAGUUGCAAAGGUCAUUGGCUUUACUAGAAAUAAUACAACAAGAACGGAAUGUAAAAGGGGUUCAUCUGCUGUUGCCACAACUGUUUGGAAUGCUGAACCAAUGCCUUGUUCUGACAGAUACUGAUGACAUCAAUAUAGGCUAUGUUGUCCAGCUUUUACUUUCUUGCAUUUUGAGUUGCUGCGAACAGAUUGCUCCAAAUGGAAAAUUAGAAGAUCCAAACUUGUUACGUGAAGAUCAGUUUAGCGUCGAGCUGGUUGUGCAAUGUAUUCGGUCAUCAGAAAGUCCUCAAACUCACCAGCAUGCUUUACUUUUGUUAAAUGUAGCUGCUCAACUUUUUCCUGAGAGUGUCAUGCACAAGAUCAUGCCUAUUUUUACGUUUAUGGGAGCUAGCCUUUUACGAAUGGAUGACACUUACAGCAUGCAGAUUGUGAGAAAGACAGUGGAAACCGUUGUUCCUGCUGUUCUAAAGGCCACUGAACUGUCAUAUGCUGACUCUACAGAGUUGAUUAGAACGUUGCUGCGAGUGUUCGUUGACGCAUUACCUCACAUACCAAGUCAUCGACAAUUGCCUAUCAUGGAGCAUUUGCUUGAGACUUUAGGAGUUGCAGAACAUCUUCACGAAGUGUUAGCACUUCUUUUGGAGCAGGUAGUUUUCCAUUCAGGAGACAAACAAGCCAAACAGCAGGUUGUGUCACCAAUAAGUGAAGAAUUUUGUGUCUUUCUGAUUGUCACUGCCAGUCCGCUUGAUCAAGUAACAGGAUUGACAAGACUUUUAGAUUAUGUAAGAGAGCUUCCAGAAGAGAAGCCUGCAGUGACUAAGACAUAUAAGCAAAAACGAAAAAACGCAUCUACUCUUUCACUGUUUUCAAUUGAGAGAUGCACGGCCAAACAACUACAGCAUUUCAAGUUGGUUUGUGUGAGUUUGGUUGUGUCUGUCUUGGCUAGUGAGCAAUACGCAGCUAAGGUGUUGGAUCUUAGCAGUGAGGAUGAACUUCAAUUGGAGUCAAACUAUUAUCAGUUGUUGGAAGUGACACUAACCUUGAUCAGUAAGACCGCUAUAUCAUGUGACACACAUGCUCAAGAAUCAACAUCCAAAUUUUGGAGAGUGUUAUUGUCUAAAGAAUACGAAGUUGUUGAAAAGCUGACUCAAUUGUUGUCAAACACUGCAUUAGUCGAAGUUGUUUGCCAGCUUCUCCAACACACUAACGUUACUGUCAGACGGAAAGCAAUGGAAUUGUUUAAUGGCCAUGUGUCUAUAACCAGAGGAAAGUAUACAAGUGACCAGCUUCCUGCUUUACUCAAUCUCAUUAUUACGUUGACAGCGUUAGUGGCCUCUGUGACUGAAGAUGCGAAUGAGAUUUUGGAGACUCCACUCAAUCGGCAGACAGCGUUAUUGAGCUUGAAGUUGCUUGCAAAAAUGUUAGGAAGCGAUCAGCAACAAGAGUUUCUUCCACUAGUGAAAGUGUGCUGUCGGAUAAUAGGAGAUAAGGAAGAAACUUACCAAGUUGUUUCAAGUUCUCUUCUCUGUCUUGCACAGCUGUGUGUCAUUGUUGGACCACAUCUUAUUUCAUAUCUUCCACAGUUUUUGCCUACCACACUGGACUGCCUUCUAGAUAUUACGAAUUCAGCAGAAGCAAAGCAAGAUCUUUUGCAGCUUAGUGCUGCUACUUGUUUGUUAAAAGUUGUCGAGCAUUUGUCGAAGUUUCUCAGCCCGUACAUGGUCGAUAUUCUGCAACGGACUUGCCACUAUUCGUUUUGUCAACAAUUGCAAAGUAACUCCCAGCUGUCUGACAAGGUGCAGAGUGUCAGAUCUUUACUUGCUGCAUCUGUUCCUGUUCGUGUUCUUUAUCCUGCCAUCGUCAGCUACUACAGUCACGAGUUGGACCCAGAGUCGAUUGUUGUCUUGUUUCAAAUGUUGGGCGAAUCGAUUCAGAAAAUGUCGAAGGAAGACGUCGUAGCAUACACUCAGUCAUUAGUUGACAUUUUUACGGUUGCCUUGGAAUAUAGAACAAAUAAGAAAAGGAUGGCGCUCAGUAAAGUAGCCGUUGUCGAGGACUGCAUCAGUGCUGCUUUCCUUGAAUUGGUAGUAAAACUGUCAGAAAACGCAUUUCGUCCAGUGUUUGUGAAGCUAUUUGAUUGGGCUUCGGGCAAAGGCUCUCCAAGAGACAGAAUUCUGACUUUCUACCGACUCACAAUAAGCAUUGCAGAGAAGUUGAAGGGUCUAGUAGUUUUAUUCAUCGGCCACAUAUUCGACAACUGUGCACAAAUACUGGACGCAAGCAACUGCUCAAAGACAGAUUCUUUGUACUUUGAUGGAGCAUUCGAUUCCAAGUUAGAGACUGACGAUGAGCGGCCUAUUGAUCAAUCAUUGGAAGUGAUUUCUCAUAAGUCUAGACUUCUUGUGCAUUCUGUCCUCGACUGUCUACACAAAUCUUUCUUAUAUGCAUCGGAGUCUUUCGUCAACAAAGAAACGUUUCAGUCUCUUUUGAUGCCUUUAGUUGAUCAAAUUGAGAAUGAUUUUGGUGGAGGCGAUGCUUAUCGUGAAUUGAUUUGUGGCCAUCUUGUUCCAUGUGUUAGUCAGUUUGCAGUCGCUGUUGUUGACAAGAGUUUAUGGAAAGUUUUGAACUAUCAAGUCCUUCUCAAGACAAGGCAUUCGUCAGCAAAGAUUCGCUUGGGUGCCUUACAUGUCAUGAAACAGCUGUACGAGAAGAUGGGCGAUGAGUUUGUCUCGCUGCUACCUGAAACUAUACCAUUUCUUUCGGAGCUGAUGGAAGACGAAUCUUUGGAUGUUGAGAAAGAAUGUCGGUCUGUGAUCAAGGCAUUAGAAGAAACCUUAGGAGAAUCCUUGCAACCAUACUUCUAAUCAUAGCAAUUCCAAACUAGGUACACAGUGCAGUCAUGCAACUGGACAACAUUAUGUCAAAUGUGUUGGAUGAGGAAAUGCUCGUUGACCUAAAACUUGUAACAAGUCUAUUGCUCUUGCAAUGUAAUAUCUACAUACAAAUGCCAUACAUUUAUAUAAUUUUUAAUGA